Messenger RNA from Lineus longissimus, 2227 nucleotides. Its product is annotated as adenine DNA glycosylase-like. Gene Ontology annotation, biological process: base-excision repair; mismatch repair. Gene Ontology annotation, molecular function: 8-oxo-7,8-dihydroguanine DNA N-glycosylase activity; adenine/guanine mispair binding; oxidized purine DNA binding. Gene Ontology annotation, cellular component: nucleus. The record is from RefSeq and is a predicted model, not a curated record. Lineage: Eukaryota; Metazoa; Nemertea; Pilidiophora; Heteronemertea; Lineidae. Bases 610 to 1842 code for a protein of 410 amino acids. The transcript has 13 exons.
UGUUGUGGUCCUUGAUUGUGCCAUUGUGGUCCUAUUCUCCUAAAUUCACUGUACCAUCCCCAACAAAAUACUUUGUAGGGAGCUUGGUGGUACUUGGGCCUACAAGGCAAUUCACCUUGCUGAUCUUGGCGAAAUUUGCAGAUGUUUCGUUGCUGCAUUGCCAUUACGAAGAAAACAUUAGGCCUAAAUAUGGUGAAAAGGAAGUCUGCACAAGAAAGUAAAUCAAAAGGAAAGGAAAAUGGUUAGAAUCACGUUGAAAUCAUAUUUUUUUACCUCAGGAUUCUUGCAGCAGGCCCACUCAACACAGUCUCAAGCGAAGUCAAAAUGUUAAAAUGAGUCGUUCAAAAUUUGUUGACAGUCACUGUGAAACACACCGUGGCACUGGCAGUGCAGAUGUCAUAAGACUAAAGAGAGCACAAAUCUUGUCCUCGGACCACACACUCCACAGGGCCGACACGCCACUGUAGCUUCGGUAGACCCGAGUCAAGUGAGCGAGCAGGAUCACUGCUAUCUUCCACCCAUUGGUUCCUUGCUGAAGAGAAAAACAAGCUCAUAAGUCAGCUUCUGUUGUGGUAUGAUGAAAACAAACGUGACCUUCCCUGGAGGCAUAUGGUGAAGUUGAUGGACAUCAAUCAAAGGGCAUAUGCAGUUUGGGUGUCAGAAAUCAUGUUGCAGCAGACACAAGUAGCCACUGUAAUUGACUACUACAAUAAGUGGAUGAAGAAAUGGCCUACUUUGCAAGCGCUUUCAACAGCUUCUUUAGAGGUUGUGAAUGAAUUAAAGGGACAGAUGCCGACGUGUGCAGCAGAUCUUAUGAGAGAAUUACCUGGUGUUGGUAAAUACACAGCUGGUGCUAUUGCUUCAAUUGCCUUUGGAGAAGUGACAGGCCUGGUAGAUGGUAAUGUUGUUCGGGUGUUCAGUCGGAUGCGUAUAAUUGGAGCGGAGUGUUCAAGUCAGCCUGUUACUGAAGCAUUGUGGAGCAUAGCUAAUUGCAUUGUUGACCCAACACGUCCAGGAGACUUUAACCAAGGCCUUAUGGAACUCGGUGCUACCAUUUGCACGCCAAAAGCUCCCAACUGUUCAAUAUGCCCUGUCAGUGGUUUAUGCAAGGCUUAUAAGGAGACAGUUUUGUAUAAGAAUAGAAACGAGGUGAAACUGCUCUGCAAAACUGGCGGCCCAUCCAGAGAAAGUGAUCUUUUAGAAUGUGACAUAGAAGACUGUGACCUGUGCCUUCCUGCAUCGGACCCCUGGGACAGCAGCAUUGGUGUGAUGAACUACCCGAGGAAAGCCAAGAAGAAAGCACCAAGGAAGGAGAUUACAGCAGUGGGCAUUGUAUCCAGGAUGGGGAAGGGGGAGACAGAAUACCUCGUCACUCAAAGACCAGAAACAGGUCUUCUUGCCAACUUGUGGGAGUUCCCCUCUGCACCACUGAUUGACGACACAGCAGAAAAAGAAGAACGGCUCUCCGAAACACUACUAGCUUUGGGGUCAUCUGCGGCUGAUGCUAAGAAACAGUUUAUUGGAGAGGUGGUGCACAUCUUCUCGCAUAUCCAUCAGACGUAUCUAUUAUAUAAUAUCAAAGACAUCGGUCAUCAUGACACCCCAGAAGAUGCCAAGGUCAAAUGGGUCACAAAAGAACAGUUCCUCGAAUCUGCUGUUUCAACUGCUAUGAAAAAGGUGUUCAGGAUGUAUGAAUCAAAGACAAAGCCCCCUGAACCUGCGAAGUCUAAGCCACGGAGCACCAAUAGGAAACCCCGCGAUAGGAAAAGACGGAGUGAGGAGCGAACCGAUGGACGGAAACAGAUGGCUCUCGAUGGAUUCUUUAAACCAAAGGCGAAGUGAGCGAUUUCCUAAGUGUUGGUUAAUCACUGCCAGAUGGAGGACUCGAUGAACUUUAUGUUUUUGUUCUAAUUCCUCCUCAUAGAGGGCUUGCAGAUAAAUGAGCUUGCAGAAAAAGACACAAUUUUGGAUGUCAAAUUUAUGUGAUUGACCCUUGUGGCAGACACUUAUCGAUAUCCAAAUGUUGCACAGUCUUUGCUUAUACAGUCUCCAUGUCAAGACAAGUGCUUUAAACUAUUGAGGAUAAUGUCUAAUUUGUCAUUUUCAUUAUAGAUGGGAUUGGUGUAUCAUUUUUCACUUGACUCACAAUGAUCAGCUUGCAUUAGAAUUCAUGCAUUUAUUGCAUUUAUUUUUUUACAAUUUGUAUGUCUUUACACAAAGAAUUGUA